UCUCAUAUUUUUCUUUUUAGUAAUAAUGGACAAAUACCAGGAGCAGCCCCACCUCUUGGACCCUCACCUUGAAUGGAUGAUGGACUUGUUGUUGGAUAUAGUGCAAGAUAAGACAUCUCCAGGUGACCUUGUACAUCUGGCUUUUAAAUUUCUUUACAUCAUCACCAAGGUUCGAGGAUAUAAAGCGUUUCUUCGUUUAUUUCCUCACGAAGUAGCUGAUGUGCAGCCUGUUUUAGAUAUGUUUACAAAUCAGAAUCCCAAAGACCAUGAAACUUGGGAGACUCGCUACAUGCUUUUAUUGUGGCUCUCCACGACCUGCCUGAUCCCUUUCGAUUUUUCACGCCUUGAUGGGAACCUUCUGACUCAACAUGGGCAAGUUCGAAUGUCCAUAAUGGACCGAAUUCUCCAGAUUGCAGAGUCCUACUUGGUGGUCAGCGACAAGGCCCGGGACGCAGCUGCUGUGCUUGUGUCCAAGUUUGUCACACGGCCUGACGUCAAGCAGAAGAAGAUGGCGGGUUUCCUGGACUGGAGCCUGUGCACCUUGGCCCGUUCCUCCUUCCAGACCAUCGAGGGGGUCAUUGCCAUGGACGGGACGCUGCAGGCCCUGGCACAAAUAUUUAAGCAUGGAAAACGUGAAGACUGUUUACCCUAUGCUGCCCCCGUUCUUGCGUGCCUGGAUGGCUGCAGGCUCCCCGACAGCAACCAGACCCUGCUCCGGAAACUUGGGGUGAAGCUUGUGCAGCGGCUGGGCCUGACCUUCCUGAAACCCAAGGUGGCGAAGUGGAGGUACCAGCGUGGCUGCCGCUCCUUGGCUGCUAACCUACAGCUCUGUGCCCAGAGUCAGACAGGGCCCCAGACGCACGCCAAGAUUCCCGACAGCGAUGCAGACGACGACGAUGUCCCUGAGGAGGUGGAGAGCGUGAUAGAGCAGCUGCUGGUGGGGUUGAAGGACAAGGACACCAUUGUGCGCUGGUCUGCUGCCAAAGGCAUUGGUAGGAUGGCUGGAAGGCUUCCUAAAGAGCUGGCGGACGACGUGGUUGGGUCUGUGUUGGACUGCUUCAGUUUUCAGGAGACAGACAAUGCCUGGCAUGGCGGGUGUCUGGCGUUGGCGGAACUGGGCAGAAGAGGCCUGUUGCUCCCUUCUCGACUUGCGGACGUUGUCGCUGUGAUCCUGAAGGCGCUGACCUACGAGGAGAAGCGGGGUGCCUGCAGUGUGGGUGCCAACGUCAGGGAUGCUGCCUGCUACGUCUGCUGGGCCUUCGCACGUGCCUACGAGCCGCAGGAGCUGAAGCCCUUCGUGGCCGAGAUUUCGAGUGCACUGGUGAUUGCUGCAGUGUUUGACCGCAACGUAACCUGCAGGAGAGCAGCCUCUGCUGCUUUCCAGGAGAAUGUGGGAAGACAGGGCACUUUCCCUCAUGGAAUUGAUAUUUUGACCACGGCCGACUACUUUGCUGUUGGUAACAGAUCCAACUGCUUCCUGGUCAUAAGCAUGUUUAUUGCCGGCUUUCCUGAGUACACACGACCCAUGGUCGACCACCUGGUUGCCAAGAAGAUCAACCACUGGGAUGGGGUCAUCAGAGAGCUGUCGGCGAAAGCGCUGGGUAACCUGGCCCAGCGAGCGCCUGAGUACAGCGCCACUCACGUCUUCCCACGUCUGCUGUCGAUGACGCGGAGUCCAGACCUGCACACGCGGCAUGGGGCAGUGCUGGCCUGUGCGGAGGUCGCCCACAGCCUGUCCAGACUCGCGGUGCAGGAGGACAGGCCCGUCGUGGACGACCUGGACGAGAAGGUGGUGCAGGGCCUGAAGCAGAUUCACCAGCAGCUGUACGACCGUCAGUUAUACAGGGGUCUAGGAGGAGAACUCAUGAGACAAGCAGUGUGCGUUUUAAUAGAAAACUUGUCCCUUUCCAAAAUGCCCUUCAGAGGUGAUGCUGUAAUUGAUGGUUGGCAGUGGCUGAUAAAUGACACUUUGAGAAACCUCCAUCUUAUUUCAAGUCAUUCUAAACAACAGAUUAAGGAAGCGGCUGUCUCGGCACUGGCCGCUCUCUGCAGCGAGUACCGCACGGAGGAGGCCGGGGAGGCAGAUCCCGCCUGGCAGGAGGAGCUGAUAAAGCAGUAUCUCGCUGAACUUCAGAGCCCAGAGGAGAUGACUCGCUGUGGCUUCUCGCUAGCCUUGGGCGCCCUUCCAGGCUUCGUUCUGAAAGGCAAGCUCCAGCAGGUUCUAGCAGGCUUAAGAGCCGUCACCCACAUUUCUCCCGAGGACCUGAGCUUUGCCGAGUCCAGGCGGGAUGCCUUGAAGGCGAUUGCUAGGAUCUGCCAGACUGUCGGUGUGAAAGCAGAAGGGAGCCCGGAUGAAGUUGUGUGUAGGGAGAACAUUUCCCAGAUUUACUGCACGCUGCUGGACUGCCUGAGCGACUACACCACUGACAGCCGUGGGGACGUGGGGGCGUGGGUCCGUGAGGCCGCCAUGACCAGUCUGAUGGACCUGACGCUGCUGCUGGGGAGGGACCAGCCGGAGAUGCUCGAGGCCCGUGUCUGUGAGCGGGUCAUGUGCUGCGUGGCCCAGCAGGCGAGUGAGAAGAUCGACCGGGUCCGUGCGCAUGCUGCCCAUGUGUUCAUGGCGCUGCUACACUCUGAUGGCCCUCCCAUCCCGCACCUGCCCCACCGAGGAGACCUGCAGGAGCUCUUUCCCAGGUCCGACGUGGCCUCUGUGAACUGGAACGCGCCAUCCCAGGCCUUCCCUCGCAUCACCCGUCUCCUGGGGCUGCCCGCCUAUCGCUACCACGUGCUGCUGGGGCUGGCUGUGUCCGUGGGCGGCUUGACGGAGUCCACGGUCCGGUGCUCGACGCAGAGUCUCUUUGAAUACAUGAAGGGAAUUCAGGACGACCCGCAGGCCCUGGAGGGCUUUGGCGGGACCCUUCUGCAAGUCUUUGAGGACAACCUGCUGAACGACAGGGUCUCUGUGCCGCUGCUGAAGACACUGGACCAGAUGCUGGCCAAUGGGUGCUUCGACAUCUUCACCACGGAGGAGAACCAUCCCUUCUGUGUGAGGCUGCUUGCGCUUUGUAAGGAAGAAAUCAAGAAGUCCAAAGAUGUCCAGAAGCUGCGGUCCAGCAUCGGGGUGUUCUGCGGGAUGGUGCAGUUCCCGGGGGACGUGAGGAGAAAGGUCCUCCUGCAGCUGUUCCUUCUGCUCUGCCACCCAUUCCCCAUGAUCCGGAAGACCACGGCCAGCCAAGUGUAUGAGAUGGUGCUCACCUACAGCAGCGUUGUGGGCAUGGACGUCCUGGACGAGGUCAUGGCUGUGCUCAGCAGCACGGCCUGGGACUCGGAGCUCCCGCUUGUGCGAGGCCAGAGGAACCGCCUGUGUGACCUCCUUGGAGUGCCCAGACCACAGCUGGUCCCCAAGCCCAGUGCCUGCUGAGGCCAGUCCUGGGAGCUGAGCCCUUGAGGUCACCCAGCAGGAGAGGAGCUAGAUGAUAGCACGGAAACCUGGACACAGCACCUUG
Messenger RNA from Ceratotherium simum simum (southern white rhinoceros), 3506 nucleotides. Lineage: Eukaryota; Metazoa; Chordata; Mammalia; Perissodactyla; Rhinocerotidae. The record is from RefSeq and is a predicted model, not a curated record.